AUGGCUACAGGGUUGCAAACACGUACGAAAAAGUCACCAAUCGAUUUAAACAAUCCACUAGCAUUGCCUUCGGAAUGUCGCUCGCCUCUUUUAAUUUUAAGUAUUGGGCAAACAACCAUUGGUAUAGCAUCAUUUCUACUAGGAAUCAUUGGUUUUUUACUCCCAAACAAUCAGCUAAAUGGCGCAAUCGUUCUUGGAGUCAAUAUAUGGGCAGGAUUGAUUUACAUGUUAACUGGUGCAACUGGCCUUAGCCUUCAUAGCAAGCAUCAAAGUUACAUGACACAUUUAUUUUUUUCCUUUUCUAUGCUGAGUGUGGCUCUGACAUUUGUGCACUUUUUUAUCUUCCUGGGAUUUUCCUUGAUUAAUGAUCGUGCUAUUGAUACAAAUUGGUUAAGUAUCACAAGCGGAGUUCUGGCAGGUUUAGAACUUAUAUUUAGCUUGAUAAGCAUGGCAUUACUAGGCAAUUUCGUUUAUUGUCGACCAAAUUAUACGGCAAUCGGAUUCGUUGAUAUAGCAAAUAUUCAAACGGAAAAGAAAGCUAUCCAAUAUGUUUCACAAACGACGUAUCCUCGACAAUCAGAUUUCUUACAUGGAAAGAAGUUACCUGUUCAUGAGGCUCUACCGAAUUCGUCAAUUCCCUAA
Messenger RNA from Trichoplax adhaerens, 642 nucleotides. RefSeq lists its product as uncharacterized. Lineage: Eukaryota; Metazoa; Placozoa; Uniplacotomia; Trichoplacea; Trichoplacidae. Bases 1 to 642 code for a protein of 213 amino acids. The transcript has 5 exons. The record is from RefSeq and is a predicted model, not a curated record.